Penicillium argentinense is the source of this 447-nucleotide messenger RNA. Its product is annotated as transcriptional regulator family TF. The transcript has a single exon. Lineage: Eukaryota; Fungi; Ascomycota; Eurotiomycetes; Eurotiales; Aspergillaceae. Gene Ontology annotation, molecular function: DNA-binding transcription factor activity, RNA polymerase II-specific; zinc ion binding. The record is from RefSeq and is a predicted model, not a curated record. The coding region runs from base 1 to 447 and encodes 148 amino acids. Gene Ontology annotation, biological process: regulation of DNA-templated transcription.
AUGGCUGAUCCGUCCAGCUCCGCGCGACCCCAUGGGGAUCCCCAACCCUCCACGCCGGCGUCGGCGGUCCAGCCGGUUGUGAUCUCGCGGGGAAUCUGUGGACGACUCUCUCACUGGCUGUGGCCUGGCUGGUGGGGCAAUUCGUGCGACGCGCCCUCGCAGCCCAGUCCACGCUCGACCCGCCAGCCCUACGACUGCAAGGCCUGUCGUGAGUGGCACGUCGAGUGCGAUCACGCCCGACCGCAGUGCGCCCACUGCUACCAGCAACAACUCCUCUGCUUUUACGUCGACCCGGCGGUAAAGCGCAAACCCAAACCCAAGCAGAACACGACGGUGCCGACGCUGCGACCAGUGGUGCCGUCCGAGCGGGGAGCAGCCAGACCGCGACAUCCAAGGACUCAGAAUUGGCCUGACAUCACUGUCGCUAAAACCCGACACGACGUUUGA